ACUUUUUGCGUUUUGGCCUCGAGGAGAUGGACAACAACAAUGCCAAUAGCAGCUACAACAAUAAUAAAAGCAACAGUGCUGCCGCUGCCGCUGCCUCCGCCAAUCAAGAGUAUGUUGUGAACGAGCUGCUGGGCGGCAACGGCGCCAAUGAGGCUGAAGCAGUGGCCUUAGCCAAAGGCAGCAACUCGGGUCCACAUCAUCUGACCGCUCUUGUGGAGGCAUACAGCCAACAGCCGGAGCCGGGACAGAAAUACUUGGUCGAGGAGGUCACCGAGAUGGAGGUGGAUGAGUUGGACUCAGAAACUGAUGAUGCCAGCGAAUCUUUGGGAGACUUUCAACCUACUGACAUUGAGUAUGUGACCAUUAAAAGUGUAUACGAUUCCCAGGUGGAGGAGGAAGAGAUUGAUGCCGAGGCCGGACCCGAGGAGGACGAAGAGGAACUACUACUGGAGGCCGAGGAGGACGAUGACAUUGAGGUAAUGGAUGAGGCGCCACAACUAGAAAUGGUCAGCGAGCAAAAGCAGCUGCAGAUGCUCGACGAUCAGAUGGUCAUCACAUCGAAAAGCAAAUCGAUGAAGUAAUUGGCGAAGUUGAUGCCGAUGACAUCCUGGACAUUGAGCGCGAGGAGCGCUUGUUGACUUGCGAUAGCGAGGAGGCUGAAGAAUACCUUGACGAUUCCAUGGAUGAAACGUCCGGCAAUGUCGUUGUCUCCGCCUCCC
This is a messenger RNA of Drosophila nasuta, 719 nucleotides long. RefSeq names its product kinesin-related protein 6-like. The transcript is spliced from 2 exons. Lineage: Eukaryota; Metazoa; Arthropoda; Insecta; Diptera; Drosophilidae. The record is from RefSeq and is a predicted model, not a curated record. Bases 27 to 581 code for a protein of 184 amino acids.